AUGGCUGUAAAUUCUUACACAACGUUUUCCUGGAGUAUUUUUGAUUACGAAACAGAAUCGACUUGUUCUCCCGCCGAUGAAUAUUAUCUUGAUCAACUAUUCUUCGGAGUUGAAUCGCAUGAUUUAUCGGCUAUCAAGUCUUUUUCCAAUGAACAUUUACGACAUCUAUGUCGUAUUCGUCGAUUUUUCGAUUCAGAAUGGGCAGCACCGGCGAAAGAACAACAAACUGCCUAUCAACGUGCUUGUUUACUUGGCUACACAGACAUUGUACAAUAUAUGUUGGAAGCAGGCGUUCGAGUUGAUCAAUUAUUCUCAUCUACCAAUACUUUGAAUGUUGAACGAGAUGCAUUUAUGUUUGCUUGCCAUUCGGGUUCAUUGGCCACCGUUCGCUUGCUGUUGGAAGCCCUAUCACGUGAUUAUAUUGAACAUUACAAAUCGAGAAACAGACGUGCUCUAUGCUCUACUUAUUUUGCAAGACAACACUUAAUUCCAGCCAGAAGUGAAAUUGAAGCACCAUUUUCUGAUGAAAAUGGUCUCGAAGCUGUCUCUCCUAUUCAUUUUGCUAUUGCUCGAAAUGAUUUGGAGUUGACACGUCAACUCGUUACAGGAGCGAAUGGAGAACUAGAUACAAUCAACGAUUGGGAACCUCUUCGACAUGGAGGUUUUACUCCUUUGCAAAUUGCUUGUUUGUUCAAUCGGUCUCUAGAUAUGAUCAAAUUAUUACUUUUUUUCAGUAGAGUCACUGUUGAUCCUAUACUUCUAACCAGUAACCAAGGGACAUUUGCUGAUCAAAUGACAACGGUUCGAGAAGUGAUUGAAUAUAUUCGACCACAACGUGUGGCUAUUUUGAACGCACAAGAACAGGAACGUUUGAAGGACUUGGAGGAAAUGCAGUCAGGAAGACCUUAUCAAAUUACAAUUAAACCACUCUCUGCUCUUUCUUAUAAUCGUCCAAAAUUCUGUCAAAAUGCAUCAUGGAAUCCAAAUGCUACAACUCUCGCAGAUGUCAGCAUAGUUGGUAAUUACCCUUACGAAAUUUUUGUUAAUACGAACAACACAGUUUAUGUACCCAAUCGAUCCAAUGGUCGUAUUAUCGUUUGGUCUGAAGGAAGUAUUAUACCAACAGAAAAUAUUUCAAGUAGUUUAUCAAAUCCAUGGAGUAUUUUUGUUACAAUAACAGAUGAUAUUUAUGUCGAUAGUGAUAAUUCAAUAGGUCGAGUUACUAAAUGGACAUUAAAUUCAUCAAUUGGUAUUCCAACAAUGUAUACAUGUCAAAAGUGUUCGGAUCUUUUUGUUGAUAUUGAUAACAAUCUUUAUUGUUCAAUGCAAAAUCUUCAUCAAAUUAUGAAAAAAUCAUUGAACACCGUUUCGAAUGCAUUAUCGAUUGUUGCUGGUACAGGUAUUAAUGGAAGCACUUCUGAUAUGCUUUAUAAUCCUUGGGGAAUCUACGUUGAUAUCAAUUUUGAUUUAUAUGUGGCAGACCAAUCCAAUAAUCGAAUUCAACUCUUUCGAUUAGGACAAUUAAGUGGAAUCACAGUAGCAGGAACAGGAUCAUUGAAUACUACAAUUACACUCGAUAAUCCAACUGGAGUGGUUCUUGAUGCUGAUAAUUAUCUCUUUAUUGUGGAUAGUACAAAUAAUCGUAUUGUUGGUGAAGGAUCAAAUGGUUUUCGUUGUUUAGCUGGAUGUUCUGGUUCAAGCGGUUCAACACCUGAUAAAUUAUAUUUGCCGUAUACUCUUAGUUUUGAUAGUUAUGGAAAUAUGUUUGUCGCAGAUACUUCGAAUAGACGAAUUCAAAAAUUUGAUUUACUGAGAAAUUUAUGUGAUGAAAAUUCAACAUCAACUAUAAAUUCUGUUGUGUCAUACAAUCAACCUAAAUUCAAUGCAUGUGUUUCAUGGAGUGCCAAUGCAAGCACUUUCGCUAAUGGUACUACAGUUGGUACAUACCCUUGGGGCAUUUAUGUCAAUACUAACAACACGAUCUAUGUUGCUGAUUACCAAAAUGGUCGAAUUCAGAUAUGGAUAAAUGAUAGUAUUAAUCCAACACGAACAAUUUCUGGAAAUUUGUUAAAUCCAUAUUCUCUGUUCGUGACAAGUGAUGGUGACAUUUAUAUUGAUAAUGGAGGGUCGAAUGGUCGAGUUGAUAAAUGGACAUUAAAUGCAAAUAUUAGUAUUCCUACAAUGUAUGUUACUGCAGCAUGUUAUGGUCUCUUUGUUGAUAUUAAUAAUACUCUCUACUGUUCAAUGUUUAAUCGUCAUCAAGUUGUUAAAAAAUCAUUGGAUAAUAAUUCUAACACAACAACAAUUAUUGCUGGUACAGGAUGCAGUGGAUUCACCGCGAAUAUGCUUCAUUCUCCUUGGGGAAUCUAUGUUAAUACUAAUUUUGAUUUGUAUGUGGCAGAUUCUUACAAUAAUCGGAUUCAACUCUUUCGAUUAGGGCAAUUAAAUGCAAUAACUGUUGCAGGUAGUGGAUCUUUAAAUGCGACAAUUACGCUUUAUCAUCCAAGUGGAAUCGUUCUCGAUGCUGAUAAUUAUCUCUUUAUUGUGGAUGGUGGAUAUAAUCGUAUUGUUGGUGAAGGACCAAAUGGUUUUCAAUGUUUAGUUGGAUGUUCUACUUCUGCGGGUUCAACACCUGAUAAAUUAUAUUACCCAACUACUCUUAGUUUUGAUAGUUAUGGAAAUAUGUUUGUCACAGAUACUUAUAAUGAUCGAAUUCAAAAAUUUGUUUUAUCAACAAAUUCUUGCAGACAAACAACAAGUACAGAAGUAAUGACAACUUCAAAACUAUCGAUCAUAUCUCAAAAAUGUUUUGCACCAAGAGUAACAAUUAUUCCUGGUACAUCAACAUUAUCGUCACCAAUACAAUUUCGUCGAAGUGAAGAUUUUAAUAUAGUUUCAACGAUAGAAUUAAAUUGUAGUGGUUCAUUAUCAACAGUUACUCAAUGGAAAAUAAAAAAUUGUAGUUCAACUUGUUCAUAUCAAAUUCAGUUAGAUCAAACAAUAAAAACAACAUUUAGUGAAUUAUAUAUACCAGCAAAAACAUUGCCUUAUGGAAUUUAUGAAUUACAAUUAACUGUAACCAUGACUAAUUUAACAAAUUUGACAACAUCAUCUGCAGUUUAUGUUCAAAUAACACCAUCAGGUAUAACAGUAAAUCUUGUUCAAUUAGGUACAUCAAUGAUUACAAUUGGAUAUGAUCAAGAUCUUAAUUUUAAUCCAGGAGCAUUUUCAGUUGAUCUUGAUGGAUCUACAUUUAAUGAAAGUAAUUGGAAAUAUGUAUAUUAUUGUCGAAUUUAUGGUUUAUAUAUGUUUCCAAAUCUAAAUGGUUCAUUAUUACCAAUUGAUGAUAAUAGAAUGGAUCCUUUAAAUCCAUCAUGUUUCGCAAAUCAAACAAGAAAUGGAACAAGAUGGAAAUAUGGCACUUCAUUGAAAUCAUCAUUAACAAUUCUUUCUAAUUCACUUCAACCAAAUCAAACAUAUCAAUUUAUGGUUUAUAUGGAAAAUCGACAAAAUUCUUCUACGCAAGCAACUGGUUACGUACUUGUUACAGUUGGAACUAUUGAUUCACAAAUGAUUGCCGUUGGUUGUGUUAUAUGGACAAUGUGCACUCCAAAUUUGGAAUUUCAACUUGUUAAUCCAACAACUCAAGUUGCAUUAUUUUCUUUAUGUAUUGGAGAUUGUGAUAAUAUUCAAAAUAUAACAUGGAAUAUUUAUCAAGGCACAACAAAUAUAUCUUCAAACUCUACUCAAUGGACUUUGUUCAAUCAAAUGAAUAUCUAUGAAAAUAUUUGGUUUUUUGGAUGGAAUACAAGUAAUUUUACUGCAUUGAAUCAACUAUUUCUUAAUAAUCCGCAAAUUAAUCUUUGGCGAUUUCAAGUUAUUUAUGGAUUUGCAUUACAAGCAAGUUCGAGUGCAUUAAAUUUCAUAAUCAAUCAACCUCCUGUCAACGGCUCAUGUUCAAUUAGCCCUUAUAAUGGUACAACAAGCACUUCAUUUAAUAUCUCAUGUUCAAAGUGGUUUGAUGAAGAUGGAAUUAAAGAUUAUUCAAUUUACGCUUGGACAACAGAUCCACAAGAACGAACGUUUAUUUCAUUUUCAUCCGUGUCAAUAUUUCAAGUUCGAUUACCUUCCGGAGAUGAUCAAACAUCAUUACUUCAUCUUAUUAUUCAAAUUCGUGAUACGCUUGAUUGUAUUACAGAAUAUAGCAUGUCAUCUAUUACUGUUCUACCAGAUACGUUAGGAAUUACGAAUUUAUUAAAUAAUUUACAAAGUUCAUCGAAUGCAUUGGCAAAUGAUCCAACUAUUCAAUUGCUUUCAAGUGGAAAUCAAAAUAUUAUUGGACAAAUUAUUGGUUGUCUUUCGCAACAAUCUAAUAAAAUGAAUAGUGACGCGAUUGAUCAAGCUGUUUCAAGUGGAAUACCAGCCGCAAGUAUUUCUGUAUCUCAAUUAGGAAGUACAACUUCACAAGGAAAUUCUACUCCAUUGAAUGCAACAGCUUUAAUUCAAUAUAAAAAAGACUUAAAUUCUCAUGCAAAUCUUCGAGAAUAUUUAAUGACAUUUACAACUAAUCUUGAUAUUUCAACAUCAAAUAAUAUAAAAUUACAAGCAUCAUCAUUAGCUCAAUUAACUCAAGCAACAAAUCAAUUGACACGAACUGCUUUAACACUUGCAUUAGAUAAAUGUUAUCAAUUAUCUCUUGCUUUAUAUUCAAUUGUAACAAGAAUUUCAUAUGAAGAUGUUCAAAUAAUCACAACUCAACUGAUUCAAUGUGCAACGAAUAUUUUAACUGCUGUUAAUGGUCCACUACAACAACGAACAGAUAUAUUGGAUUUAGAUUCAUCACGUGCAACAGCAUUUCCGACGGAUUAUGAUACAGAUCUUGAAUCCGCCUGGUCAAAUCCAAAUUUAUUUUCUGAUGGAAAUGAUUUUUCAUGGGAAACAAUACAAAAAGGUCGAAAUACCUAUUAUCAAAAACAAUUAGCAAAUCAAGUUACCACUAAAGUGAAUCAAAUUCUAUCAUUACUAACUUCUAUAUCAAAUAUUCAAUUAAAUAUUGGUCAAAAUUUAAUAAUAAAUACAUCAUCAACAUUUAUGUCACUAGAAACUGUAUCAAUGAAAUCUCUUUCAAAUAAACAAGUUCAACAAGUUGGAAAUGCUCGAAUUAAUAUUCCAAAAAAUUUCAAGUCAAACAUAAGUGAUAAUUCAACAGUUUCACUUCGAUCAAGGAUGGAACCACUUGCUCCAUUGGGUAGUUUAAAAAUACAAACAGCAAAUACAAAUCUUUCGAGAUCUAUAUCACUUUCUGUUGUUGAUCGUAAUGGAAAUGAAGUUUUAAUUAAUACAGAUUCAACAGAUCCAAUUGAAAUUAUAAUUCCUCGUGAUCCAAAUGUAAUCAUUCCAUCAAUGAUUAUUCAAAAUGUAACAUCAUCAAUAGAUUCUGCACCGCAUAACCAAUUAUUUUCUUUCCAUUAUAUUAAUAUCACAAAUACACUUUCGGUUUCAGUUCAUAUUGAAAUUCAUCCAUUAGAAACAAAUAUUUCCUAUUUAUUUAUUUAUAAAUUUGAUCAAAUACCUCAAUUAAAUACUUCAAUAAAUAUUAUUGAUGGAUGGACUGUAUUUUGCCCGUUCAAUUUAACAAAUGAAAGUAUGUAUACAUAUUUUAUUGAUAAUCAACAAACAUCCGGUCAUCAAUCAAUUAUAUUUGGGUUACGAGAAUUAAAUACAACUGAAAAUAAUGAUUAUUGUUUUAAUUCUUCAACUUUAACUCCUCCAAUAACAAAUGAAAGAUUUAAUUUUACAGAAAAUUAUGAAGUUCGAAUUUAUACAUCGGGUUGUUAUUAUCUCGAUCAAAAUAAUCAAUGGAAAUCGGAUGGAUUAACAGUUGGACGAAACACAAAUUAUUAUGAAACUCAAUGUUUUUCAACUCAUUUAACAACAUUUUCUAGUGGUUUUCAAAUUUUACCUCAAUCUGUUAAUUGGAAUUAUGUUUUUGCCAAUGCUGAUUUUAUGAGAAAUAAAACGAUUUACUUAACAAUUAUCUGCGUAUCGGUAAUUUACAUUAUCUUAAUAAUUUAUGCACGUUGGAAAGAUAAAAAAGAUCUUGAAAAAUUAGGAGUAACACCAUUACCUGAUAAUCAUCAAUCAGAUGAAUAUUUAUAUGAAAUUAUUGUUUUUACUGGUCAAAGAACAGAUGCCGGAACCAAUUCAAAUGUUCAUUUUGUGAUUCAUGGUGAUGAUGAUACAACACGCAUUCGAACAUUUUCUGAUCCUCAUCGACGAAUUUUACAACGUGGUGGUGUUGAUGCAUUUGUAAUGAGUGUUCCAAAAUCAUUGGGAUUAUUAAAUUGUAUUCGUAUAUGGCAUGAUAAUACAGGUAAAGGUUCAUCAUCAUCAUGGUUUCUUAAAUAUAUAAUUAUUCGUGAUUUACAAACAAUGGAGAAAUUUUAUUUUAUUUCUCAACGUUGGUUUGCAGUUGAAAAAGAUGAUGGAAAAAUUGAACGAAUUUUACCAGUUGCAAGUGAAAUGGAGAAAAGUAAUUUUUCUUACGUAUUAUCAAAACGUACAUAUUAUAGUGUAUCUGAUGGUCAUUUAUGGUUUUCAAUAUUUUCUCGUCCACCAUCAAAUCAAUUUACACGUGUUCAACGAUGUACAUGUUGUUUUGUUUUAUUUUUUAUUUCGAUGUUUUUAAAUAUAAUGUAUUAUGAUUUAUCAAAUCAAGCAAAAAGCAAUAAUUCAGCCAGUUUAUCGGUUGGUUCUCUACAAAUUAAUUCUCAACAAAUAAUAAUUGGUAUUAUUGUUGAGUUCUUUGCAUUCAUUCCAAGUCUUUUAAUUGUACAAUUAUUUCGACGUCUUCGAUCUCGUCAAAAACAACUUUCACCAUUACAUCAAGCAUUAUAUAAAAUUAAACCACAUUUACAGAGUCAAACUGAUGUUGAUCAAAAGAAAAACAAUCGAAAAUCUUCAUUAACAUUUCCUUGGUGGUGUAUAUUUAUUGCAUAUGGACUUUGUAUAAUAUUCGUUGGUCUCUCGAUUCUAUUUAUAAUUGCUCGUGGAAUUGAAUUUGGUGAUGAGAAAACUCAACAAUGGUUAAUAUCAAUUUUAAGUGGAUUUUUCUCAUCGAUCUUUUUCUCCCAACCAAUAAAAAUAAUAAGUUUGGCAAUAAUCUUUGCUUGUUUUUGUCGAAGAUCGAAUGAUGAUUACGAAGCAAACGAAUUUUUAGAUAAUAAUCAAGUUGAUUUAAAUAAUGAUGAAGAAUAUCUUCAUUCGACUAAGAAGAGAUCUUUGUUUACCUAUCGUCCACCAGUUCGUGCAAAUCGUUUAAACGAAAGUGAAGUUAUCUAUGCUCGUGAUCGACGUUUACAAGAAAUCUAUAUGUGGUCAAUUAUUCGAGAAAUAGUUCGUUAUUUAUGGUUUUUCUCACUUCUUUCUAUUUUAACUUAUACACAUUGUGAUUUAAAUUCAUUUAAUCAAGUUGAUCAUUUACAAAAAUAUUUUCUAAAUUCAAGACAAAUCAAUUCAGAUUAUACAAAAGUUUCAACAGUAGAUGAUUAUUGGAAUUGGUUAGAAAAUAGUUUUGUUGAAAAUAUUCGUGCUCAACAAUGGUAUAAUGGUGAAGUACCUCGUAAUUUGAGUGGUUUUAUUAAUGAUAAAACAAAUCGAUUCAUUGGAUGGGCAACAAUGAGACAAUUACGUAUUAAAUCUCAAUUAUGUCAUGUUAAAAAUGAAAUUAUUUCAUCAUGUCAAUAUGAUUAUAGUUUAUCAAAUGAAGACAAAGAUCCCUAUCAACCAGGAUGGUUAAAUGAAACCAUAGAAAUAUAUAGUUUACCCAUUAGUCAAUCAUUUCAAUAUAAAUCAAGUAAAGAUUUAGAUACAUAUACUUAUAUUGGAGAUUAUGGAAGUUAUGAAGGUGGUGGUUAUGUUUAUGAAUUUCGAGGUCGUUUAGUUGAUCUUCAAAGUAAUUUAUCUACACUUCAUCAAUUAGGAUGGAUUGAUGCUAAAACAAGAGCUGUGAUUAUUCAAUUAACUUUAUAUAAUCCAAAUGUUCAAUUAUUUACUUCAGUUACUUUUCUUGCAGAAUUUGUGUCAUCAUCUGGAGUUUAUCCAACAGCUCGUUUCGAACCAUUUAAUUUUUAUGCGUUUACAUCAAAACUUCAAUUAAUUGUUAUAAUUCUUUACAUGUUAAUGAUGAUAUAUCACAUGUGGAUAGAGAUUCGAUUAUUAUUUGAACUGAAACGGAAAUAUUUUUAUCGAUUCUGGUCAUAUAUAGAAGUUGGAAUAAUUGUAUGUGCAUGGACAAGUGUUGGAAUUUAUAUUUGGCGAUAUCAUCAAUGUGAACGUAUUGGUCAAUUAUUUAAAGAAACAAAUGGAUAUGUUUAUAUUAAUUUACAAUUCGCAUCUUAUGUUAACGAUAUUUUAACAAUUUUAUUGGGUUUUUCUUGUUUUUUUGGUACAAUCAAAGCCAUUAAACUUUUGCGUUUUAAUCAACGUCUUUGUUUAUUUAUUGAAACACUUAAAUACGCAAGAACAGAUCUAAUACCAUUCUCAAUGAUGUUUUCAAUUAUAUUUAUAGCAUUUCUUUCUCUUUUUUAUUUAUUAUUUAGUGGAAAGAUUUCUUCUUGUUCAAGUUUAUUAGACACGGCACGUAUGUUAUUUGAGAUUAUGUUGAUGAAAUUUGAUGCACAUGAAUUAAGUGAAGCAUCCGCAUUUCUUGGUCCAUUUUGUUUUAGUUUAUUUAUUAUUUUUGUUGUCUUUAUUUGUAUAAGUAUGUUUCUUUCAAUAAUUAAUGAUAAUUUUCGUCGUGCAAGAGAAAAUGUUGAUCUACAUAAUCAACAGAUCUUUUCAUUUAUGUUGAAGAAAUUUCAACGAUGGACAGGUUUGAAAAAUAUAACAGAUGAGGAAAUCCAAGAAGAACGAGAUAUUCGAAUGCGAUCACAAUAUUUUGAUCCAAUUGAACGUUUUCCUGAUAGGAUUGAUCAAUUAUUAGAUGCAUUGAAUAGAGUACGUUCGAAUUUUCAUUAG
This is a messenger RNA of Adineta steineri, 9018 nucleotides long. Lineage: Eukaryota; Metazoa; Rotifera; Eurotatoria; Adinetida; Adinetidae. The record is from the annotation of a GenBank genome assembly.